Caenorhabditis remanei is the source of this 486-nucleotide messenger RNA. RefSeq lists its product as uncharacterized. The record is from RefSeq and is a predicted model, not a curated record. The transcript is spliced from 2 exons. Lineage: Eukaryota; Metazoa; Nematoda; Chromadorea; Rhabditida; Rhabditidae. Bases 1 to 486 code for a protein of 161 amino acids.
AUGGAUGCGAAUGCCCUUUUCAUGUCUCUCCCUUCUAUUCACUUUCCAUCAGAAACACUAGUUCAAUCUUCGUCUUCUGAUUCAUCUUCAUCGCCAACGGCAAAGAAGAAGAAGAAAGAAGUGAUUCUUUCAAAGAAAACACCACCAGCGUCUUCAUCUUCGUCGUCGUCUUCUGAUGCCUCUGAUGCCGAUACCCCAACGUCAAAAAAGAUGAAGAAUGGCCAACAACCUGCUUCGAAAGAAAAGAAGGAAGAGCCAGUUUCUAUUGAAAAUGUGCCAGAAGGUCUCAGGAAACUGGGAUUUCCUGAAAAAUUCGUCAGUAGAAAUUGUGAGAAGAAGUGGAUUAAGAAAGCGAUGUCUCAACUUCGAGAUACCGUGCCGAUGAGUCCACGAGGAAUUUCUGAUCUCUCCGUGACCGACGGAAUUGACUUAUACACUUAUUUGGGUUAUAAUAAAAUCAGUAACACCAAAUCGUGGAUGGAGUAG